AUGGCAAAUAUAGAUCAAAGGAUAGAUGAGCUACUCAAGUGGAUUAAGAAUACCCAGGAUGAAAAGAUUCUGCCUUCAACUCAUUCCUUCAUUUCGCCUAAAAUUGUUGUUAAAGAUAUGAAAAACUUUGGUAGGGGUAUUCGAGCAGCUAGUUCAAUCAAGAAAACGGAGAUGCUUCUUAGAAUACCGCACUCAUUUCUUUUGAACUUCAAUACGGUUGUUAGGCAUAUCAGUAGACAUAAUGAAUCCAUAAAAUUACAAGAGACAUACUACACAAGCAUUUAUGUUCCUUAUGGAGAGGUUCCUGAAACUCAAUACACGAAAAUAUACUCUAAGCUAACGAUGGAGGAGAUGCUUGGUUUAUCUUCCUUCCAGUUGUUAUCACUUUACAUUUGUUUUGAGAAGCAAAGAGGGACCUCGUCUUUUUGGAAACCUUUUAUAGAUAUGCUUCCAGAGACAAGUGACUUUGACCUAGCCCCGUUGGUUUGGAAAGUUUUAGAAGUGGAUCAUCAUGAACUAUUAUUGAAAUUGUUGCCUAAUUCGACUAAAAAACAUAUGGAUAAGAUAUAUGAUAGAUUUCAAACUGAUUACAAUGUCGUAAAAAAUCUACUUGCAACUAAAUUGCAAGAAAUAUCUGAUGAUGAAAAGCCAAAUGAUUUUACCGAUGCAGUUAAUAGCCUUGUACCAAUUGAUCUAUAUUUAUGGUCUUGGAUGUGUAUUAACUCUCGUUGCUUAUACAUGGAAAUUCCACAGAGCAAAAGUGCUGCAGAUAAUUUUACUAUGGCCCCAUACGUAGAUUUUCUAAACCAUUCUUGUGACGAUCAAUGUGGGCUAAAAAUUGAUGGAACUGGAUUUCAAGUUUAUACAACAUGCUCAUAUAAUACCGACGAACAAUUAUUCUUGAGUUAUGGGCCUCAUUCUAAUGAAUUUUUAUUAUGUGAGUAUGGCUUCACUUUGCCUGAGAACAAAUGGAAUGAUUUAGAU
Debaryomyces fabryi is the source of this 984-nucleotide messenger RNA. RefSeq names its product SET domain-containing protein. The annotation marks the transcript as partial. NCBI's taxonomy places the organism in Eukaryota, Fungi, Ascomycota, Pichiomycetes, Serinales, Debaryomycetaceae. Gene Ontology annotation, biological process: peptidyl-lysine monomethylation; peptidyl-lysine trimethylation. The record is from RefSeq and is a predicted model, not a curated record. The transcript has a single exon. Gene Ontology annotation, molecular function: protein-lysine N-methyltransferase activity; protein binding.